Acanthaster planci (crown-of-thorns starfish) is the source of this 4664-nucleotide messenger RNA. RefSeq names its product phosphatidylinositol-3,5-bisphosphate 3-phosphatase MTMR14-like. The record is from RefSeq and is a predicted model, not a curated record. Gene Ontology annotation, biological process: dephosphorylation. Lineage: Eukaryota; Metazoa; Echinodermata; Asteroidea; Valvatida; Acanthasteridae. Gene Ontology annotation, molecular function: phosphatidylinositol-3-phosphate phosphatase activity.
CCUGCCAUGGGGCUCCAAACUUGGUUGAUUUUACACUAUUUUCAAUGGAGCUUGAAUUGGUUCAGUGCACCCAUACCACUACUGCGUGAGCUGGAGCAGCACGUGAUCUGUGUUGUUAACAGCCAGCCCUCCAUUGACGCAAUAUAAGUCUGAACCUAGACUCCAAAUACAAUUUCCUGUGUUAUCACCUGAGGGAGGUGGUGGUACCAAAUCUGUUCAGUGGGCAGCGCGAGUGCUAUGACAAACAUGACGGAAACUGAUGAUGACGGACUGCAUGCCGUGGCAUGUGAAAGUUGCAAAUGAUUUUGACGUUGUGUGUCUUAAAUUUCCACUAAAGAAAUUCUCAUUCAGAUUACAAAAACACAGGACUGACUUUUAGCGCGUUGUCCUCGCUAGCUGUGCCAUGGGAGAGAGUCAAGGCUUGAUCAGUGACGCGGAGCUCCGACAAUUGCUGCUAAUUUUCUGUAAAGCCGGCUACAAAGCACGAGAAUCAUCAAGCAAGGUUGAGAUCAUUGAAAGAAAGUGCCUGGCCUUGUUUGGGAAGGACUAUAAGUAUACGGUCAUCUACAAUUCCAAUGGAGAGCUGUGUGGUCACUACCCAGAGAAACUGGUCAUCCUGGAGUACAUGCUGUCUGGCAGUGGACAGGAAGAAAAAACUCUGCCAAGUGUCGAACCUCUGUACGACAUUCAGAAGAUCCGAGAGCUGAUGUUGAAGUCACGGUUUGCCCGUUGCCGACAGCGCUUCGUAGUACCAAUUAUCCUGUAUGAAGGAAAGCAUAUAUGUAGAUCGGCAACACUGUCAGGUGGACCAGAGAUCUAUGGACGAUCUGGGUUGGAUUACUUCUUUUCAGGUGGUGAGAGUCUUGGAAGUCAAACAUCAGACAGUGAAGACUUGUUAGCCGGACAAAAUGCCACAACCAGCAGCAGUACGGGCAACAAUGAAUGGCAGCUGUUUGAUCGAUUCCGGGGCCAAGACAUUAAACUUCUCAAGAUGCUGUCCGUGGGCUGCAUCUCCGAUUUGAUGGUGGAAAACAAGAAAGUUAAGUUUGGCGUGAAUGUUUCCUCCUCGGAGAAGGUGGACAAGGAGCAUCGGUACGCCGAUUUCAGCCUUGUAUCUGUGCCUUACCCUGGCUGUGAGUUCUUCCGGGAUUACAGAGAGAACGGCUUCAAUGCCGAGGGGCUGUACUAUGACUGGAGCCAGGAUUUUGUUGAUGCAGGACUAAGCAUUCCAGAGAACCUCACAAGUAAACUUGGCAUCGACUGGCGGAGUUACAGGUCAUGGGAUCUUGUUAAACUUACCCAGAACUACUUAAAACUCUUUCUGCAUGUCAUCAAACAAGGAGAAACUGGCCUUCUCAUACAUUGCAUCUCAGGAUGGGACCGCACGCCCCUCUUUGUCUCUCUGCUCAGGUUGACGCUAUGGGCGGAUGGGAUGGCACACAGGAACCUCAGUGCAGCUGAAAUCUUGUAUCUCACCAUUGCCUACGACUGGAUGCUGUUUGGGCACAACCUCUCAGACAGAAUAGGCAAAGGAGAAGAUAUAUUCUUAUUUUGUUUCAACUUCCUGAAACACAUAACAUCAGAAGAGUUUUCGGUUGCCGUCAAAAGAAAUCAAAGGUCUGUCAGCAGAACGGACUCUGAGAGUUGUAUGGAUGGCAUGGUCUUAUUAGAUGUGGACAAGCAGUGCCUAGGCAGUAACUCCAGUCUCAAUAGCAACAUCAGCAUCACCAGCCUCAGCAGUACCAGUUCACCCAUCCUCAUCUGCACAGGAGGAGCCCACGAAGAGGUCACCCACAGCUCUCUUAGGUGUCACGGGUCCCCUGCCUUGGACAAUGGCAAGCCCCGAACCCCCACGCAUCGAGAGCCUCCCAGAUCACCCCCAGCCGUAUCGGCAACCAGCCCGGUAGCUGUGCCUAGACAGGUCAGGAGGUCAUCAGGAGAAGUUGCCAAGUCGGCAGCAUCAUCAACAUGUGGGAGUUGGCAGCUGGUAUCCCACACGGGCAGUGUAAAAGGUUAUGUGUCAUCCAGAGACUCACCACUUACUGUGCAUUCCGAUGUGUCGAGUAGUUCCAGUGGGACAGCCAGCAGUGGACCAGUGUUUGACAGCAUCUGUGAAGAGUCGGAGAGGAAGCGCAAGUUGGAUGAGGUGCGGAUAACCUUCAACAAGUUGUACUCAGCCAUCGUGGGUUCCCGCUACACUGCCGAGUCCGGGGGCAUCUCCAGCAUGAUUGACUCCAUCGUCUCCAAAGUGGGUUUGAGGUCUGGUCGAGGUACGCCAGUAUAAUGACCGGGAAUCCUAGGUGUUUUUGUUUUUAAUUAGAGCCAUGUUAAAGAUGUAUAUUUUGCUGUUGGAAGGUAUAUUCUUUAAAAAGGAAUCUUCUAGAGCGUAAUACUUUUCCUGGUCUUAUCACAAUCAGCAUUGCUGAAACUGCGUCCCAUUUUAAAAUGCCGCCAUUGUAUUGCCAACACCAUAUGAUGGUGCCAGACUGUCUUGUGGUGGGGGGGAGAUUCAUUGACCGCCAUUGAGGAACUGUUCCAUUUCCUAGGUCUCAUGAGUACAUGCAUGAUGUGCAUAUGGAAAUUAUAAAUAGGUGCAACACAUUUCCAUGCUUGUUAUAUCAGAAUUUGUUACCGUGUGCACAGUUCGUUCAUUUCUGGACACUAUGAGGCUAUACCGUGUGGAAGACACAGGAAACGACAAAGGAAAACAGAACUUAUCUGUGAACAGGAGUGAAAUGUAAUCUUUCCCACACACGCACGUUUACCUCCCAUACCUACAUGUAGCCUCGACAUUUCUUUGUUUUCGUGCAGUUAAGAAAAGAUGGUGAAAAUACUCAUUUACCAUGGACUGUGAACGUUAUUUUAAGCUGGAUUUUUGUUUAUGAUUUCCUUGACUGCUCCUCUUCCUUUUGAGACCAAUAAUAACCCCAUGUCCAAAAUGCCUGAACCCGCUUUCAUAGUGUGGACAUGGAAAAGUCCACAAAAUGUCCUGUCUUUAUUGUGUGGAUAUCUUUUGUUCACAGGUGCACGGUAUAUAAGGUUAGUGCACCAUAUAACCUCAGGACCACAGUUGAUGCCCUCGGAAAUGUUACACAAUCAAGCACAUUGAGUAUUUUGUCAGGAAUCUGUAUUUUGAGAUGCAUCUUGAAAUGAACAUUCCUAAAAAUGCCAGGUUUCUACUGCAGUGAUGUUGAGGUGUUCUUUUCAAAUGUCUGAGCACUGUCCACUGAAUAUAGCUGAGAAGAGACUCAUCUGCUUGAUCACAUCAUGUAUGACACAGCAUUCUUAAACUUUCGUCAGAAGCAGAACAGAACGUUGAAAUUUUCGAGGUUUCAGGCCAUGUGUUGUAUACACUUUUUUAAAAACUUUUAAGGUGAAUCUGAAUGAACUCUCCCCACCGAAUCACAAAGACCCACAAAUCUGGUUGUCAAUUGCAGAUAACGAUUCAAAUUUUCGAUUUAACCCGAUGUAAUACACAACCCUGGUGUACUUUCCUUCAGAGUAUGGCAUUCUGAUUACAAAAACCUCAAGCUUUCCAGUGUAAUCUACACACAAAAGCAUAUGUACAAACAUUUUAAAAUUAUUUAUUCAACAUAAUGCAAAUGAAAAAUAUAUGUAAAAAAUACCUGUACAGGCUAGAGUUUAAUUCCAGUUAGAUUGUAUGAGAGAUUUACAGGUUUUUGUUAUUAAUCUGAGUUAUACCUACAGAUGAAGUGUAAAAUAUCAAAUUUAAAACCAAAUUUCUUGCAAUACAGGCAAUUUCUUCAAAGACUUUUUUUAUUUUAAGUAAUCAUAUUCGCACAAUCACAACUCAAAACUGUUCCCUUGUUGAUUCGUUGGAUAACCCAGAUGUUUAUAUUCAGAUGUGAAAUUCAAACAUUCCUUGAAACAACUCUUUUCCAGGGGUUGAUUUGCCAAAAAUUCACUGAUCACAACGUUAGGAGAGAGGCAUAAAACCUUGAUGUUGUAAAACCUCGUGUUCAUAAGAAAAAUUGAGCCAUCCAAUUUGUGCAUAUAAGUCCAAGAUCAGAAUGAUGGGUCCUUGUGUUACAUGUUAGUUAGCUAUCCACAUUUUGGCAGGUCAUCUGUGUUCUGUAUACAACUCAACCCUUUCCAUUUUCAGGUACAUUGUUCCUGAUUUCAGGACUCUCCUCUGAUCAUUUUUGAGGUAUUCAACUGCUGUCUCCUCUGGCAGAUUUUUACUUCUUUGAAACUGUCAUGAACUUGAGUCAGUAGCACCAUUUCCGGUUCCUACCAUAAUGAGCUGAAAUUAAAAUUUGUAGAUGAAAAUAAUUGAAAGAAAGGCAGAGAAAAGAGCAUUUUUCAUACUCCACCCCAUUAGACUUCAUAUGUGUAUAUAGUUGUGUACAUCUGUCAGGGUGCCAAUGUUGUAUUUCUUUCAUGGGAGUGGCAACAUUGUGUCAUGCAUCAUGUGCUGCUCAUUCUCCCAUACAUUACAUUGAUGCCCUCAGCAAAAUGAUGUUAGUUUUCCUUAAAAUUCCCUCCUUUUUGAAGCUGUCUUCAGGAGAGUUGGUCUUAGUGAUUUCAAAAGGCAGUAAACAGAAAUCAAAACUUCUGGAUAUUCACAGAUCCCUACUGCAGACUUAUUACUUUGUAAGAUACUGUUAAAUAUUCAGAGCAAAAUAAACAAAACCGAAAGUUUA